Messenger RNA from Pollicipes pollicipes, 507 nucleotides. RefSeq lists its product as uncharacterized. The coding region runs from base 1 to 507 and encodes 168 amino acids. The transcript has a single exon. NCBI's taxonomy places the organism in Eukaryota, Metazoa, Arthropoda, Thecostraca, Pollicipedomorpha, Pollicipedidae. The record is from RefSeq and is a predicted model, not a curated record.
AUGGUCUGCACCAAGAAGAGCGAUGGAACUCUUAGAGUGUGCCUUGACCCGAAGGACCUCAACAAGGCCUGUGUGUCAAAAGGUGUCAAAAGGUGUCACCAUAAGACACCAACGCCGGAGGAGCUGACGCACAAGCUGACAGGCGCCACCGUCUUCAGCAAGCUGGACGCCAAGAACGGCUACUGGUCGGUGACCUUUGAUGAGCAGAGCUCGUUCCUCACUACCUUCAACACCCCGUUCGGAAGGCACAGGUACCUCCGGAUGCCGUUCGGCCUGGUCAUGUCCCAGGACGUGUUCCAGCGCAAGAUGGACCAGAUCCUGGAGGAAUGUCCUGGAACAAUGGGAAUCGCAGACGACGUGGCUGUCUUCGGCAAGAACGAAGCCGACCACGAUGCAAGCCUCCACCACCUGUUCACCGUCGCCAAGAAACACGGACUGACGUUCAACAGCAGGAAGUGCGCCAUCAAGCAGCAGUCCAUCAAGUUUUACGGCAUCACGUAUGACUGA